AACAGGCCCCGCCUCAGGGCCGCGACCGCCUGCCGCCUCGCUUCAACCUCCGCCUUCACCUCCGCUUCAACCUCCGCCUUCACCUCAGUUUUCGCCUCCGCUUCAACCUCCGCCUUCACCUCAGCGCUGCUCGGUCCCGCUGCCGCCUGCCCGCGACUCCCCUCAGCUGCCGGGCCGCUCUCCCAGCCUCGUACGUCUGCGUGGCCCGAGACAGGGUAUUUCCAGGCGGUUCCAUUGAAAACCUUGGCCUUAGGGAAGGUUUCAAGCCACCCUUGAAUCUGUCCACUGCAGAAGAGAGCAAGCUGUGUUGAAAAGAGCUUCUGCCAUGAAAUGAGGUUCUAGUAUGUAUUUAUAAUUGAUAUAGUAAUCUGGACUUUGUACAGGAGGAGAAAAGCCUGACAUUCCUGAAAAUGGCAGCUGACACAUCCACAGAAGUUCCAAAAACUGCUAAACAAUUCGUCCUUAAAGAAGAGGUAAUUGUAGAAAGGAAAUGGUUGAAGCUUGAAGAAACAACUUAUACUGAUCCGUUUGGUAAAACCAGAACUUGGGAAACUGUAAAGCGUACUGGCAACAAAAAGGGUGUUUCAGCUGAUGGUGUAGCAGUGAUAGCGGUACUACAGAGAACUCUCCACUACGACUGCAUUGUCCUAGUGAAACAGUUCAGGCCCCCAAUUAACAGCUAUUGCUUGGAAUUUCCUGCAGGCCUCAUUGAGGAAAAUGAGACUGCAGAAAGCGCUGCAUUGCGAGAGUUGGAGGAAGAAACUGGGUACAAGGGGGAAGUCGUUGAAUGUACUCCAGCUCUCUGCCUGGACCCAGGUUUGUCAAACAGCACGACACACAUUGUGAGCGUCACCAUUAAUGGAGAUGAGGCUGAGAAUACAAGACCUAAGCAAAAACUUGAUGAUGGAGAAUUUGUGGAAGUUAUUUCACUUCCAAAGAACGAUCUACUGCAAAGAAUUGAUGAACUAGUAGCAGAAGAACAUAUUGCAGUGGAUGCCAGGGUUUACACUUACGCGUUGGCCCUGAAGCGUGCAGCAGAGAAACCGCUCCAAGUUCCUUUUAUGAAGUUCUGAAACUAGACAAUGAGAAAUUUAGGUGAAAACUACCCAAUUCAGAUAGUUUAGAAAGGUAACUCUUCUUGUAUUAAAGGUCUGUUGCUUUGCUUGUGGAGCAAACAGAAGUAUUUGUAGGAAUGAUUCUGAUAUUUUAUCUGGAAUUAUGUGACUGACAAAAAGCAUUCCUUCUAACUGCUCUGUCUAUCAAGCCUUGACAGAAUAAUCAUAAUAAAAAUGCUGUUUAAUUUUCA
This is a messenger RNA of Tyto alba (common barn owl), 1306 nucleotides long. It is a transcript of the gene NUDT5, whose product is annotated as nudix hydrolase 5. Gene Ontology annotation, molecular function: ADP-ribose diphosphatase activity. Bases 411 to 1073 code for a protein of 220 amino acids. The transcript is spliced from 11 exons. NCBI's taxonomy places the organism in Eukaryota, Metazoa, Chordata, Aves, Strigiformes, Tytonidae. The record is from RefSeq and is a predicted model, not a curated record. Gene Ontology annotation, cellular component: nucleus. Gene Ontology annotation, biological process: ribose phosphate metabolic process; nucleoside phosphate metabolic process.